Molecule: messenger RNA, 1092 nt
Organism: Penicillium canariense
Lineage: Eukaryota; Fungi; Ascomycota; Eurotiomycetes; Eurotiales; Aspergillaceae
Product: FAD-dependent oxidoreductase
Exons: 6
Coding region: 1-1092 (363 amino acids)
Molecular function (GO): D-amino-acid oxidase activity; FAD binding
Source: RefSeq, a predicted model, not a curated record
AUGCCCUAUAAUAUAGUUGUUCUGGGGGCCGGUGUCUCAGGCCUGACCACUGCCUACCUGCUCUCGCAAGACCCCGAUAACAAGAUCACUGUGCUCGCUAAGCACAUGCCGGGUGACUAUGAUAUCGAAUAUGCGUCCCCAUGGGCAGGAGCCAACUACAUGCCAGUUGGCAAGCAAGGUAGCAACCACCAGGCGUGGGAACGAGACACUUGGCCAGCGCUGAAGAAGAUUACCGAGAAAUACCCCGAAGCGGGAAUUCACUUCCUCGACGCUCUCAUCUACAACCGGAAAAAGGACCAGGAAAAAGCCACUGGUAACUGGUUUUCAGAAUUGGUGCGGCCGAACCCCUGGUACAAGGAUGUGGUGCCCAACUUUAUGGGCCUCCCGAAAAGUCAACUGGGUCCUGACAUUGAUAACGGCCAAAAGUUCACAUCUGUCUGCAUCAAUACUGCUGUCUAUUUACCGUGGCUAGUUGGCCAGUGCACCAAGAACGGUGCGGUUUUCAAAAGGGCCGUAUUCAAGCAUAUUGCCGACGCUGCGUAUGCACAUCACUCAGGACAAAAGGCGGAUGUGGUUGUGAACUGCACGGGACUUUCAUCGAAGUUCCUUGGCGGAGUCCUUGAUGAGAAACUCCUCCCCGCUCGGGGCCAGAUUGUCGUCGUCCGCAAUGACCCCGGUCCGAUGGUAUCUAUCUCCGGAACCGACGAUGGCGAAGACGAGGCACUGUACAUGAUGACUCGUGCGGCAGGUGGGGGCACGAUUCUCGGCGGCUCUUACCAGAAGCAUAACUGGGACGCACUGCCGGAUCCAAACCUUGCUAAUCGAAUUAUGAAACGUGCGGUCGCGAUCGCACCACAGCUUGUUAAAGAGGGCCAGGGCAUCGAGGGCCUUGAUAUUAUCCGGCACAGCGUUGGCCUGCGGCCUUUGCGAGAAGGUGGCCCUCGGAUUGAGAAGGACCUGAUAGACGGAGUCACAGUUGUUCAUAACUACGGACAUGGUGGCUUUGGAUACCAGGCCUCAUUUGGAUGUUCGGAAAUGGCGAUUUCUCUGGUUAAGGAGGCGCUGCAGAACAAGACCCGGGCUAAGCUUUAA